AACUCCAGUGAUUCCCAGACUGCCUGGCUGGCUGACAGCAAGCUCUGUGCUCUGAUCUGGCCGCUCUGAUGGGGUUUCAUGCCCGUGUAGGCAGGGUUGGGGAUCCUAAGGGCAUCACAGGGUUCUAAUGCAGAUCUCAGCCUACACAGGUAAGAAUCAGAACAUCUCAUCUCAACCUCACAGACUGGCUGAUGGAUCAUCAACCAACAACCAUCACUAGAAUCCAAAAAGGGAGCUAAGAAAACACCAGACUACAAAGCUCAAAGGACGACUGGCAGUUAUGAGAGUGGUACCAGUGUGUGCCCUCCUCCCCCUCCUCCUCACUUUGUCACAUGCCUGUCCAAAGGAGUGUACCUGCAACAGCAACACCAAAGUGGUGGACUGUCGGGGUCGAGGCCUCUAUGACAUCCCCCGACGACUGCAUCCAGACACUCAAGAGCUGUACCUCCAGGAUAACCGUAUCCGAGGGUUGGGAUCCAUGGCCUUCCGGGAUAUUCCCCUUGUUCGCAUUCUUGAUCUAUCUAAUAACUCUAUAACAUCUAUAUCACCAACGGCUCUGCUGGGUCUCAGAACUUUGCAGCGCCUCAGCCUGGCCCACAACAGCCUCAGAGAGCUCGACAAGCGGUUGCUCGGACCUAUCCGCUCGCUUUCGCACCUUGAUCUCUCACACAACAGCUUGUGGGGUUUGCAUGGAGCCAUGGGAGAGAGUCUAAGAAAUCUAAGCCAUCUAGGCCUGGCUCACAACAGGUUAACAAGACUGGACCGGUCUUUGUUGGAGAACCUGGGCCACCUAGACAGCCUCACACUGCGAGGCAACCCCUGGAGGUGUGACUGCCAGCUCAUAGGCCUAAAACUCUGGCUGGAGACCUACCUCUUUAAAGGUGGAGUGGUGGAUGAGGUGCUUUGUUCCCAGCCGGCGGAAAUGAGGGACAGAGACCUGCAGAAAAUCCCGUACCAACUUUUCCACGCCUGCAUGACCACAAGUUACCACUACCUGUUCGCCAACAUACAUCACCUGGAGUCUGAGAGGCUACUGCGAGGCCACACCCACGGCAACCAUGUUCAUCCUUCAAGCCACACCCUCCACGUCCCCAUGGCAAUCGGGGAGGGCUUUGGUGGUGGGGUAGGAGGAGGAGGGGGUGGGGGGAGUAUGCCAGAGUGUGAACCAAAGCAGAAGCAGAGGCCUGUCAACUUGCGCCACGCCAUUGCCACGGUGAUCAUCACCGGCGUAGUGUGUGGGAUCGUGUGUCUGAUGAUGCUGGCUGCAGCAGUGUACGGCUGUGCCUACGCUGCGAUCAUGGCCAAAUAUCAGCGAGAGCUUAAGAAGAACGAGGAGUUGGCAGCAGCGCAGGGGGCAGAUCACGCAACAGCAGAUGAAAAGGAACCACUGGAGAACGCUAUCGCCUAAAAGAUAAUAAAACAAUCCCUGAACUUAAAAGCUGGGUCUCAACCCUUUAACCUAAAGUUCCAUGGAUGCCAUGUGUGUGUGAGAGGAAAAACAACAGAGUGAAUGAAACAUUAAUGUGUGUGAAUACGUGUGUCAUAUCAUCUGAGACUUGGGUAGCUAAAUUCCACAUGUAUCUGACUAUGCACUGAAGAGAACUGAUACUUCUACUGUAUGCGGGUUUAAAGGGGCAGGCCAAAGACGUGUCAUUUCCAUUUUAUCUGAAAAAAAAAAAAAAGAAGCAUAUCAAAGAUAAAGGCAAACUGUUCUAUAUUUAUAAAGGUGUAUUUGUAGGUAUAUUAGUAAAGUUCUGGUAUUUUAAAGAAGUGGAUUUGAAAUUUUUUUUGUCUUUUAAUUGUAGUUCAUAGUUCUGAUUUUGAGUUCAUUUGGGAAACUCAUAGUAGGCAGCUGUCGGUGAAUUCUGUCCUACGUUGUUCUAUAAUGAUUGGGAGUGUAUGAAGAAUGUGAGUUUUUGUGUCUGUACAUUAUUUGUGCUUGCGUGUUAGUAUGCACAUAUUUAAAGAGAUUUUAAGAGACUGUGCCUAAUUAUUUACAUAGUUUAGAAGGGAAAAUGAUUUUUUCUUAAAGCGUAUUUUUCUGAUGACUGGAGCGAAGGGGAGAAUUUCGCUGAAGCAAUAAUGAAACAAACUAAAAUGAAACGAGAAGUAAUUGUGGGCUUCUUGUUUUUGUAUGAAUAUAAAGAGUCUAACUUAUUAUUCUGAUACACAGUCACACAUAAGCUGUUGCACAAACAUUUUUUAAAGCAAAGUCAUGUUUGGGAGACAGUGAUUAUAUAAUGGUAGUCAUGUCUUUCACCUGUAUUAUACGAAGAGUAAAUAGAAACAUGCUACCUGAUCACUGCGCUAAAUUAAACAGAAAUAUUUGAAGCACGUGUAAUA
Messenger RNA from Sphaeramia orbicularis (orbiculate cardinalfish), 2343 nucleotides. It is a transcript of the gene lrtm1, whose product is annotated as leucine rich repeat transmembrane protein 1. Gene Ontology annotation, molecular function: protein binding. The coding region runs from base 281 to 1408 and encodes 375 amino acids. The transcript is spliced from 4 exons. The record is from RefSeq and is a predicted model, not a curated record. Lineage: Eukaryota; Metazoa; Chordata; Actinopteri; Kurtiformes; Apogonidae.